AUGGAUCAACAAGAGCAUGGACAGUCCGGAGCCAUAAACUACGGCUCAAACCCAUACCAAACCAACCCCAUGACAACCACUGUAGCCGGGAGCGUGGGACCAGCAGCAGCACCACCAGGCCAGCUAGCAUUCCACCAGAUCCAUCAGCAGCAGCAGCAACAACAGCUGACUCAACAGCUUCAAGUCUUUUGGGAGAACCAAUUCAAAGAGAUUGAGAAAACAACCGAUUUCAAGAACCACAGCCUUCCCCUUGCGAGAAUCAAGAAAAUCAUGAAAGCUGACGAGGAUGUGCGUAUGAUCUCUGCUGAGGCCCCUGUUGUGUUUGCAAGGGCCUGCGAGAUGUUCAUCUUGGAGCUGACACUCAGGUCGUGGAACCACACGGAGGAGAAUAAGAGACGGACGCUGCAGAAGAAUGAUAUAGCAGCUGCUGUGACUAGAACUGAUAUCUUUGAUUUUCUUGUGGAUAUUGUUCCUAGGGAGGAUCUUAGGGAUGAGGUCUUAGGAAGAGGGACUGUUCCUGAGGCUGCUGCUGCUGCUGGUUAUCCGUAUGGAUACUUGCCUCCGGGAACUGGACCGGUAGGGAACCCGGGAAUGGUUAUGGGUAACCCGGGUGGUGCCUACCCGCCUAAUCCUUAUAUUGGUCAACCUAUCUGGCAGCAACAGGGACCUGACCAGCCUGACCCGGAGAAUUAGCUUUGGCAAAGAAACUGUUGUAGUCUCAGUCCAAGUGGAAUUAAGAAAGGAGGAGACUUAACAUAUCAAAAUCAGUGUUUGUUAAUUAUGUCCCAUUCGGUACUUUCUUCAAGGAGAAACUUUUAGUGCUGAACCAGAAGAAUGUAUAACUGUUGACUCUGUAAGGACGAAUAAGUGUGGUUGACAUGUUUUUCAUUUAUUUGAAUGUUAUUGUCUCUCAUCUUUAUUCGUGUC
Molecule: messenger RNA, 927 nt
Organism: Eruca vesicaria subsp. sativa (arugula)
Lineage: Eukaryota; Viridiplantae; Streptophyta; Magnoliopsida; Brassicales; Brassicaceae
Source: the annotation of a GenBank genome assembly